AUGUUGCCGCUCAAUGCCGCGGGGUCCAUUACCCAGUGGACGGGGACCUGCGGAGGUUCUGAGCAGUGGAGCCUGGCGCUGAGCCCAGACCCCCAGGAACCAGAAACGCUUGCCACAGGGGAGGACACCAGUUAUCCCCCUAUAUCGUAUUUUCACUUAAUAAGUAAUUUUCUGAGGCCAGAGAAGCCAACGAAGGCAGUGGUGGGGCUUAUAGAAAAGACCGUGGAAGUGAUGAAGCUGGACCACCAAAUAAAAGAAACUCAAAUCCAGCAAAAGUUGGUCAUGAAGGAGAUGGAGCUGCUACUCAAUGAAAAGUUACCCGUCCAGGCUGAGACCAAGGUCAUGCUGGUAAACCUGACCAUGAAAGCUGAGGAGUAUAUAAGGGACAUCGAAGAUGAGUGCAACAGCGACGCCCAGGAAAGCGGUGAGGUCCCACAAACGAGACGAGAAUCAGAAUCAGCCACGCAAUAUGCGAAGAAAACUUCAGAGCUGAAGACGCCACUGCUCUCCGAGAAUGGCAGGCUGGAUUUGGAGCAGCAGCUGGAGGCGGGGAGGGACAUUUCACUGGUAAAGGAGAAACAGCUCAGAGAAUUGCAGGAGUUGCAGGCAUUGCAGGAGGUGCUGAAGAAAGCCCGCGCUGAGACAGCGGCAAAGGCCCAGGCCCGGUACCUGCAAGAAAUCUCCCUGUUGGAGAAGCAACUGGGUGAGCCGGGCAUGAGCAAGAGAAAAGAAAGGCAGCUGAGGAGGAGGGUCCAGGCCUUGCAGGAGGCAGCAGAGAUGCGUGCUUCUCAGUUGCACCAGCUCUACACACAGGAAGAGUCCGGAGUCCCACCAGGAGUUGGUGCAGACGGCCCAGGCCCAGCAGGGCAGCCAGGAAAAGACUCCCCAGAGCCGGAGACAAAUUGA
Phyllostomus discolor (pale spear-nosed bat) is the source of this 906-nucleotide messenger RNA. It is a transcript of the gene CCDC121, whose product is annotated as coiled-coil domain containing 121. The transcript has a single exon. Bases 1 to 906 code for a protein of 301 amino acids. The record is from RefSeq and is a predicted model, not a curated record. NCBI's taxonomy places the organism in Eukaryota, Metazoa, Chordata, Mammalia, Chiroptera, Phyllostomidae.